This is a messenger RNA of Cynara cardunculus var. scolymus (artichoke), 1671 nucleotides long. Its product is annotated as CWF19-like protein 2. Gene Ontology annotation, biological process: mRNA splicing, via spliceosome. NCBI's taxonomy places the organism in Eukaryota, Viridiplantae, Streptophyta, Magnoliopsida, Asterales, Asteraceae. The record is from RefSeq and is a predicted model, not a curated record. Gene Ontology annotation, cellular component: post-mRNA release spliceosomal complex. The transcript has 6 exons. Bases 312 to 1322 code for a protein of 336 amino acids.
ACCUUUGCCAUGAUUGAUCGUCAAUUUGCUUAGCCUCACUCGCUCUCUCUUUCGUCCUCCCAACUCCCGCCUUGCUCAUGAACCGAUUCACGAAUCGAAAUCUCAAAUCACCACUCUGAACUCACGAUUCACGAAUCGAAAUCUCAAAUUAACACUGUCGGCUCUCGAGUCUCGCUCUCGCUCUCUCGCUCUCGAGUCUCGACUAUCGACCGGCGACCGCUCAAAAUCUGAAUACUUGUGACUUGUGAGGAUAAUACCCGACUUUUGCUAUUCAAGAAAUUCAUCAAACUUGUGAAGAAGAAAAAGGAAAGAUGCUUUCAGGUUUAAAGUUCAUACCCCGCAAUCAGAUUGAUAAGACACUUGAUGAGAAGGUGAAUGAUUCAAACUCAAGGAAAAGUUAUAAGAAGAAAAAGAAGUCCCAUCAUGGUGGUUCAAGUGACGAUGGAUCUCAAAGAAUCAAAAAAAGGUCUAGAAAGAAGUGGUAUUCCUCAGAAGAAAAUUCAUCUUCAUACUCGGAUGCGAGUGAAAGUGGUAGUGAACAGGAUACGAGGAUACGUCGGAAAAGUAAAGGAGAGAAGAAGAGGCACAAGCGUAGAUUGGACGAUGAGGAGAAAGGGAAGUUAAAGAAAUCAGGGAGAAGAGAAUAUUCUAGUGAUGAUGAUUGUGCCAAAGAAGAUAAAGUAGUUCAGAAAGACCAUAAGAAGCGCAAGGGAAGAUUAAGCAAGGACUCUGAUGGUGACAUGGAUGGAAAUUGCGGUGUAUCUCAUUCCACUGAAAAGGAGAAUAUUGUAAGGAAAGAAAUGGGACUGGAGUGGAUGCUUAGACCUAAAGAUAAUAUGGACCAGAAAUCUGCUUCAACUUCUGAUCUACUAGAAGAAGCUCCUGCCAAGGAGAUUAAAAAGGCGAAUCCCAGAGAGCUCAAUCCCUACUUCAACAAUGAUGGAAGUGGUUACCCAGAAGAGGCAGAUGGAGCAAGUUCUGGAGGUAGUAAUCUGCUGUCAAAUGCCGUAGUAGGGGAUGGAGGUGCAAGCUGGAGACUUAAAGCUUUAAAGCGUGCUCAAGAGCAAGCAGCUCGUGAAGGAAAAAAGCUUGAUGAGGUAGUUGGAGAGCGGUGGGGUUCUUUGGGUAAACUAGCAGUUUCCGUGGCAUCAGCUUCUGCUGCACCAUCUCAUGCUCACCUUCAUGCCAUAAAGAAUAGAAUAAGACUGCAGACUAGAGAGCAGCAAACGACACCAGCUGAUCGAAGUGUAAGAAUUAACCAAUAUCCCUUUUCAUUUGGCUCAGUAUAUUGCAAUUUGAUUUUUGUAAUCAUAAUAUUUUGAUGGAAGGUCAUUACUGAUUGAAGGAAAAAUACCUGUUCAAGCCACUAACCUUCGCAGAAGGGUCACUAGGCAUAAAAGUCAACAAACAAGCCUUUAGUAUUGGCUUCAGUUGAUAGAUGGCCCAAUUCCAUCAAUUUUUGUUUCUAUUCUGGCCAGGUAGUUUAAAAAAUAUGAGAUGACCAUGUUACUUUUGCAUCUUUCGAAAGAAUCUGGUCACUGAUUAUAUUUUUCAACCCACUCUACAAUCAAACCAGACCAAACCAGACCAAACCAAACAUACCCAAUAUAUCACUCAAAGGUAAGGUCGGAAGUAGGAUGGAUGCAGACCUUUCUCGAUCCCAAGAGGUAG